ACAAUGCUUCUGGGAAAUGCGAACUUCAAGAAGCAGUUAAACAGUGUUUGAAAUUGGCGCAACUUUAAUGCCAAACUGGCCAAUCACAACCGAAUAUAUCAAUUGUUUAUCUAACUCGCGGGCACACGAAAUUGCCGCCACGGUACUACCUCACGCUGUCCAAUGUCACAGAACCACCUAAUGCAGCAACAGUAAAGUAAGGUAAAUGGUUCUGCGAGCGAAUGGUCUUCACAAAAUUUUGAAUAGAGUUGUUCGUCGUAAUGCGGUGCAGUGGAUGGUCUUUAAACAUUUAUUGUUGAUAAAGUAACCCCCGUACAAGCGCAUAAAAUUCCAAGGAAUUACGAUAUAUUCAGUACCACAAAACUAACAUCUUCACUACAGAAAUUAAUGGGCCGAAAGGGAGUUCGCAACGCUCGUUAUAAAACUAAGAACAGAACGAGGGAUAUUGACCAGAUAUCCACCGAUCUGAAAGAGGAAAAUAUUACUAAACGUUUGAAUGAGGCUAUGGAACCAGAUGAAGACAGGCCUGGUUUAGGUCAAUUUUUCUGCAUUUUUUGUGAUAAAUAUUUUAUUGACCAAGAAACUCUUGAUUUACACAAAAAACAGAAACCUCAUAAGCGGAGACUGAAAUCACUGAAUGAACCACCACAUACACAAGAAGAUGCAGAUUACGCUGCUGGAAUAUUAAAAGACGAUUAUAAAGUGCCUUCAAAGAGAUUAUGCCGAAAUACACCUGAUCUAUGCCAGUUAAAUAUUUCAUCAGUACCCGAAAGUUCUUAUGUUUAUAUAGAAUAAGCGAAUGACUUUGUACAACUCCUUUUUUAUUACUGUAUAGCUGUACAUUAUAUUAUUUCUACAGGGAUUUAAUCUGUACAUUGAGUAUUGUAUUUUAAAUACACUAAUGGAUAUUUAUUUAUAAGCAUCAAAUUUUGAUAAAAAGGAGUUCUGUAUCAUUA
Molecule: messenger RNA, 956 nt
Organism: Trichobilharzia szidati
Lineage: Eukaryota; Metazoa; Platyhelminthes; Trematoda; Strigeidida; Schistosomatidae
Source: the annotation of a GenBank genome assembly